Messenger RNA from Dichomitus squalens LYAD-421 SS1, 1460 nucleotides. RefSeq lists its product as uncharacterized. The record is from RefSeq and is a predicted model, not a curated record. The transcript is spliced from 2 exons. The annotation marks the transcript as partial. NCBI's taxonomy places the organism in Eukaryota, Fungi, Basidiomycota, Agaricomycetes, Polyporales, Polyporaceae.
AUGGUCGAAGAGCGUGUCGCACUCCUCACAGGCGAGGGUGAUGGUAGACUCUCUACGCACCGUACACUUACGUCCCUCUUUCGCUCUACAAACCCUGCCAAGGGGUUUCGACAGCUACUCCGCUCUUUCACGGACCAGUUGUGCAGGACCGCAACAUGCUUGUGCGGCUAUCGCCAGCGGCAGCCUGAGAGGCAGGGAUAUAUCCCUUUGAAGAUCCUACGACCGGAUGAUAUCCCUUCGAAGAUCCUGCGGCUGGAAGAUCUCCCUUUGGAGAUCCUCCACUCCAUCUUCCUCGAUGCGUGCACCGACGGCGGGAAGACUGGCUGUUCGCUGUCGUUGGUUUCAAAGGGGAUCCACGCGGCUUCUCGCGCCGCUCGCUUUCAUUCCGUCUCCCUCCUCGCCCCCACGCUUGUGAACCUGUAUCGCUUCCUCAUGGUAUACAACGACGCUUGCAGCGCUGCAAAAAAUGCGGGUGUCGAGACGCCAAGAGUACAGCAUCUUUGCCUGCUCGUCGAUAUCUUCAGCGGAGACGGGAACAGUGUGCCCGGUGUCAAACACGCCGGAAGGGACAAACGAAACCAACGACACUUGGGGCGGCUGGCCGACUUGCACGACCGCGAGAACAAUGCCCCGCGCGGCACGCUUGCAGCCCAUCUGCGAGCCGUGUAUCAUGCCGGGGUAGUUAUCCUGCUGAACAUGGUCGCCGGCGAUCUCACGUCCCUAUGUUUGUAUCGAUUCCCACAUGACCCGAUGUCCCCUACGGUCGUGCCAGCCUUCCCCAAACUCCAGGAGCUGUGGUUAGGUGGCGAGGAUACGCGGUCCCCAUUCGUAUUCUUCAGAGACAGGGAUGAUUCCGGGCCCAGGUUUCCACAGCUGAGGAGACUGCACACACGUGUGGAUGGACAUGCUUCCAUCUGGCGGUGGUGCGAGGACGCGCCUCGGCUGAGAGACGUGCGGAUCGUGGCGGAUGCGAAGAUGCUGCUGCAGCCUGAAGACUGUAGCAAGAUCCUAAACAUCGCAGCCAAUCCAUGGUGGGAGGUACCGGGACGGCAAGUAAAGAUCCUCGUGAGAAGCGAAAAAACCUGGCGCACUAGACUCCCACUAUCUCGCGCCGUCCUGUUGAUGGUGCUGCGAGGCAUGCUGGUCGAGAGAUCUCGUUCGCUAGUCUUCGUACCGUUCUACACGUCGCAGGACUUGGAUAGUGGCGAGCGCGAGUCCAUCCAGAAUCAGAGCAUGUUCUGGGGCGGGGAUCGGCAGACGGGGCCGGACGAGCUCUUCAGACGGGACUGGCUGGCUUGUAUGGCGCCGCUGCAGGACGGUCGGCGGGAUGGGAUCUAUGUCAGAGAUUUUUGGACGCGUGCUCCGGAGCCUGAGAGACGCAGCCGAAUCGGUGCAGCCUUCGGAAAAGUGGGUAGUAGGACUAAGCCUGACUAUAUGACGCCCUUGGUUAUCCCGCAGAC